AUGCUGGUGACGUCCACGGGCCCGCAGACCCUUCAGAAGGCCGAGGGAGAGAGGCUGACUUUGGGCUGCCGUUACACUCCGAGCCCCUCAGACACCGGAGAGCUCGACAUCGAAUGGUCCGUGGUCAGUCCAGACACCACGCAGAAAGACCACAUGCUCCUGUCCUUCACCAGCGGCACCACAUACAUCCAUGGGGACAGCACUUUGGGGAAAGGGUUCAGAUUUGCUGCUCCGGACCCCUCCAUGGGGGACGCCUCCAUGUCUAUCUCUCCGCUGUCCCCUGCCCACAGUGCUACCUACCAGUGUAAAGUGAAGAAAUCCCCUGGAGUGGACGCCAGGAAGGUGUCCCUGGUGGUCAUGGCCAAGCCGUCAGUGCCUCAGUGCUGGGUGGAGGGGGGGGAGCUGAUCGGGGGGGCUGUCUCUCUACACUGCCUGUCUGCAGGAGGCUCCACUCCGUUACUGUACAGCUGGAGGAGAGAAAGCACCGGCCCCCUCCCCACUGCAGCUACACAGGACGGCGUGAGUGGGGAGCUGAGAAUCAGAAACCACUCUCAGAGCUCUGCAGGAUUCUACCUUUGUGAAGUGAACAAUGCUGUAGGAGCCGCACACUGCCGGAUCAACCUGAAAGCCAACAAACCUCCAAACAGAGCAGCGGUGAUCGUCGGCAGCAUCGUGGGCUCUCUGCUCCUCAUCUUCAUCCUACUGGUCUUCAUCGGGCUCAUAUUCUGGAAGCUGAGCAGCAGACGGGGCUUUGAGAAGGAAUUCUCCAACGACAUCAGGAAGCCUCACACUUUGCAGAAUCAAGUGAACUGA
Messenger RNA from Notothenia coriiceps (black rockcod), 813 nucleotides. It is a transcript of the gene vsig8a, whose product is annotated as V-set and immunoglobulin domain containing 8a. The record is from RefSeq and is a predicted model, not a curated record. The coding region runs from base 1 to 813 and encodes 270 amino acids. NCBI's taxonomy places the organism in Eukaryota, Metazoa, Chordata, Actinopteri, Perciformes, Nototheniidae. The transcript has 6 exons.